Messenger RNA from Colius striatus (speckled mousebird), 3366 nucleotides. RefSeq names its product NIPA like domain containing 2 (gene NIPAL2). The record is from RefSeq and is a predicted model, not a curated record. NCBI's taxonomy places the organism in Eukaryota, Metazoa, Chordata, Aves, Coliiformes, Coliidae. The coding region runs from base 298 to 1401 and encodes 367 amino acids. Gene Ontology annotation, molecular function: magnesium ion transmembrane transporter activity. Gene Ontology annotation, cellular component: membrane. Gene Ontology annotation, biological process: magnesium ion transport. The transcript has 11 exons.
GGGGAAGUUAGAGAAAAGAAAAAGGCACCUGAAUACCCUGGGAAGAAGCAGCAAAACCUUCUGUCAAGCUCCCGUUCCUCUGCUAUGCUACAAAUCCUCCCCAGCUGAGGGUCUGCCACCGCCAGCUGCAGCCCUGGGCCGUGGACACCUGCCUGCAGUGGCCAAGUGAGCAGUCGUUCCCACACCAGGAAGCGAGUGCCACGUCCAUGUCCUGUGCUCGCCUCUCCUCACAGCACCUGUUCCCACUGGUGUGACAGUGCAUGGCGUGGCCAGAGGCCGGGGCCUGAGGGCAGGGACAUGGGCAUCCUCCUGCUUUCAGAGUGGGCAUUCUGGAACACCUCUUUUGGGGGGCCAAGCACCGGGAGCGGGCCCCUCUCCACGUCCUGGUACAGCACACACAAGACUCAACUCUUGGGAGUUUUACUUGCUGCUGCCUCAAAUUUUCUGAUUAGUGUCUCUUUGAAUAUACAGAAGUGCGCUCAUCUCCGACUGGCUCGCCAAACAGAGCCGAAGCCCUGCUACACAAGCAAGCUGUGGUGUUGUGGAAUUACCCUCCUGGGGCUUGGAGAAGUGGGCAAUUUCACAGCCUACGGAUUUGCCCCCAUUGCCCUCGUUGCUCCACUGGGAUGUGUCUCUGUCAUAGGUAGUGCAUUUAUUUCUGUCUUAUUCCUGAAGAGGACCAUGAGGGCUGCUGAUAUAUUGGGAGGAACAUUGACAGUAACUGGGACAUACUUGUUGGUGACGUUUGCUCCAAGUGUACCCCAAGAGCUCACAGCAAGAAAAGUGCAGAAUUAUUUAGUGAGCUGGCCUUUUUUGGUAUAUUUGAUCUUAGAAAUUAUAAUAUUCUGCAUUCUCCUCUAUUUUUACAAAAGAAAGGCUGUGAAACACAUUGUGGUCUUGUUAAUGAUGAUAGCACUACUAGCAUCACUGACUGUCAUUGCUGUAAAGGCUGUGGCCAGCAUGAUAACACUUUCUGUGAAGGGGAAAAUGCAGCUAACUUACCCUGUUUUCUAUAUCAUGAUUAUUUUAAUGGCAACUUCUUGUGCUUUCCAAGUAAAGUUCUUGAAUCAAGCAAUGCAUCUGUACGAAGCGACAGCAGUUGUGCCCAUUAAUUUUGUGUUCUUCACUACCAGUGCCAUCAUUUCAGGGGUCAUAUUUUAUCGGGAAUUCCAGAGUGCAGCUUUUCUGAGCGUGUUCAUGUUUCUGUUCGGGUGUCUCCUGUCUUUCCUUGGUGUAUUUGUAAUUGCAAGAAAUAAAAGAGAGGAACAUUUACAAACUCCUUUUAUUGAUUGUGGACAUAUUCCUGGACAAAAACUGACAGGCAAAAUACAACCAGAUUCUCACAGUUCGUGCUAUGGCACUUUGAAAAAUGAAGACGGCUUGAAGAAAAGUCAAAGCUGAAAGAAGCAAGCACCUUACAAGCCAAUUAACAGGAGCAGUGCCACUGGAACAAGGAUCAGCAGCACCUUUUUUGUUGGAUGAGUUCAAGUAUAUGUUGAACUCCUGUAUGUUGAUGAGUCAUAGUAUUAUUUAAUCCUACUUAAUUUAUUCCAUGGUUGUCCCAGAUGUGUUCAGAAGAUAAAGGAAGCCUUAAGAAAACCUAAAUAACCAUUAAUGAAACAGAACGUUCUUCAAGUAUCAAUGCCUCUUGGGGGUAUUUUUAGAGUCUUAAUUGCCUUGAAAUGCAAAUAAGCAUGGAACAGAGUUAUAAAAUUUCCCCUUUGAAACCUCUCAGAUCUGUGUAAAUGCUUGAAAACUGUGAGAAAUGAGGGCAAUUUUCAUAAGUAACAUCUGAGCAUUCUGCUAUAACACCGUUUAAAAUCUGAUCCUUUCUGUCAGGAAUCAAAACUGUGGGCACAUAUACAGUAUACACAAAUAUGUACACACAAAGUUUUUUAUAUUAUGUGUAAAGGGGAAAUUCUGAUAAUCUUCUGCCAUCGGAUUCAUCCCCUUAUCUUCCAAGGAAAUGGAAACACUUGUGUGAGGGGGGAGAAACAUACGCAUAUGUGCACACAUACACUUGAGGUGCCCAGCCAAGGCAGAGCUAAGGAACCAAGCUUGACAUUUUAUAUCCUCCCAGAAGAGUCCUGUGCACUGAAAUGGACUUCUGGUCUAGUCUUGCCUGAGGUUUAAAUUCUGUUGUCAGGAAAACAGGGUUUUAGUGAGGAAAGUGCAAAGACCCCUAGAGGGAAUGGGGUAGCCAGACUCCCUUCCUUGAUGUGUCUUGAUAAAUACUCCUAAAAAUGAAAAGUAGGGUGACUCCUGCCUCCUUCCUAAAGCACUGGUAAUCCUGCAUAAGGAAAGGCUGUAAGAAACAGGAUCACAGAGAGUCACGAUAACAAUGGCAUUUUUCCUUCAUUAAACGGUAAUGUCUCCAUACUGAUUUGAAGAGCCAUCAAUGAUAAGUACAUCAAGUUAGGCUCUGUUUUCAGCUCUGGGAAAUCUUGGUGUCCCUCAGUCACAUCCUUCCAGCAAGAAAGCUUCUUCUGAGCAUUUGUCAUGUGCCCACUCAACCUGUCCUGAUGGCACUGAUCCAUCUCAGGCACAGUGGAUGUCAGACACCUCCUUGGCAGAAAUACGUGAAAGUGCUCUUGAAAAAUGUUUGCAUCUUGACUUAGGUUUGAAUUGAUCUGCAGUAAUGGAUAGGGACCAUAGCCUGUGCAUAUUUUGUUUCAGUGGGCUGGGAGGAAAGAAGAUCUUUUUCCAAAAUAAUUGUUUCUUUCAUUUUAAAAUCAGUACAACUGAAGAUCCAUAAGACAGUUUCCUUUCAAAGCCUACAAAGCUGCACUUUUCCCUAUGCAACAGCACUGUUGUGGCAGCCAGGGCGUGAGGAGGCACAUGAAGCUGUUUUUCAAUGUGGACCUUUUCCAGCUGGCACAGGAUGAGAUUAUGUGUCUGCACCUUACUUGUACCAGCUGCCUGGCCCUGGCCUUCCUUUCCUCUCUUACAGCUUAAGUUCAAGUUUCUAAAGCUUAAAAAUGUAAAAGAAGCACAUUCUUUUAAUAUGGUUUCUCCAGGGAGUAAGAGCAUGCCUCUAUCUUUCUUUUGCAAGUCAAAUUUAAGCUGCUUUCUAAGUCUCAAGUGAGACUGUGUGCUAAAGAUGGAAAUAGGAGGCCUACAGGUUUUCAUUCAGUGACCUGAGAAAAAAAUGGGUGAAAGGAUUUGGUUUCAUUUCUUUUAGAAUGAUUGGCCUUGAGCAUCAUUUUGAAAUCUGUUUCCAGGGCUUAGGAGAGUUGGAGUAGGUAAUAAGGGUUACCAGCUAUAUGAUUUUAUCCUUAAAGCAAUAAAUCAAACAAAAACAAUCUGUGGCAAUAGUUAUUGUUUAUUAUAAGCUACUGCAUUUCUUCUUGAACAACAUUUUUUUUC